GCUGGAGUAUGUUUAGAAUAGAUACACAGGUAUCAUUGUCGUCUAACAACACAACAUGCACAUACAUGUGCGCGCUCUUGACACCUGUUAACUCUCGUUCCGCGGGCUUUUGAUAUGUGCCAUUGUUGUGACUCGCACUACGUGGACUACCUCAAAACUCUGACGCCAGGUCGCCAUGGAAACUGCUUUAAGCUCCGGGCUCUGAGAGAGCAGAAGGUGUGGGAUAUUUAAGAGUUUCAGAACCACGAUCUGCCUGAACAGCGACCGCGCUCCUGCAGCUCUCCCCAGCUUUGGAAUUCAGCCUAAUGAACCAUAAACGACUGACUCGAUGACAAAAUCACUGUCGGAUUAACCCUGGAAAUCAACAUUGACGUGCCGCUACUCUAACGUUUCUGCACAUCGAGUGAUCUAGUGAACCUGAUAGAGAUGGAAGAUGACCGCCGGUUUCACAAACUGACACAAGAGCAGGUGGAGACUUUGGACCAAGUUCUUACAGAGGUCAUUCCCAUUCAUGGCAGGGGCAAUUUUCCAACCCUUGAAAUUAAGCCUAAAGACAUAAUCCAUGUGGUCAGAGACAGACUGAUUUUGAAGAAAAUCAAGGUGAGAGAUGUCCGUCUCAAUGGCUCUACAGCCAGUCAUGUGCUGGUCAAAGAGAAUGGCACCAGCUAUAAAGACUUGGAUAUCAUCUUUGGUGUGGAGCUUCCCAAACCAGAGGACUUCCAGAUUAUCAAGGAGGUGGUUUUGAGCUGUCUGCUGGACUUUCUACCUAAAGGAGUCAACAAAGAUAAAAUCACAGCUCUCACCAUGAAAGAGGCAUAUGUACAAAAAAUGGUCAAGGUGUUCACUGAGCAUGAUCGUUGGAGCCUUAUCUCCCUCUCAAAUAACAGCGGGAAGAAUGUAGAGCUCAAGUUUGUCAGCUCUCUACGACGACAGUUUGAAUUCAGUGUGGACUCCUUCCAGAUUAUCCUGGACAGCAUGCUACAAUCUUACUUGGAUGCUGAAAGGCAGAAGGUUGUAGAAGGGCAAGAGGGCCAGGGUUCUUCUUCAGCUCAAACAAAAGAGAUUCAGUCAGCCCUAAUGGAUGAACCAUUCCUCAGCUCUUGUGACACAGGACAUCACCAGGAAAGUGACACUGACGUAUGCUGCAAAACUGAUGAUAUGCAGACUUUCUCUGACUCUCAGUGUUAUUGUAAAAUCAGUCAGAAAGAACAGUCUAAAUAUUCAGAACAAGAACCAACUCUUGAAAUAGACAAAGAUGUUGAAACAGAAAUGGUUGACACUACAACUAUGCCUGUACCUAUGGAGCAAGUAUCAGAGCACCCUGUAAUGGUGCAUGUGGAGGAAAAGAAUGAACCUCAUGAAAAUGUGUCUUUGCAUACAGAGACGCUGCUAGAGGUAAAUUCAGAUGAAACAGGUAUUGACUCAGGAGGGGAAAAUGAACUGGUAGUGCUAAAAACCAUGUCUGUUAAGCAAACAAAUCCCCCAGUUAAAACAUAUAUUAGUGAAAUAGAUUCUGACAUGUUAGACAUAGAGGCAGUUAAUUCCAAACCAUGGCUAGAAAUGGUACAUACUGACUUCUCUUGUCUUUCAACAAAAGGGACCUUUGGUGAGCGAUGCACAUUCCAACCUGCUCCCAUUACAUUUCUUACACAAGCAGCACUAGAAUCAUAUGCUGAGUAUCCUCUGCCACCCCCUGCCAAGAAAAACAGCCAAAAUUCACAAAUGGUUGUUCUCAAGCAUUCCUCACCCAAACCUCCUCGUAAAAUGUCCAAAAAGACAACUCCUGUGCCAUGUUCACCAGAAAAAUCAGUUUCAAAUAAUUUGGAUGUUAAUACUUGUCAGGUUUUGCAUCCACCUAAAGCUUACCCAAACGAAUCAUUACCUAUGCAGGUUAAAUUGUCAGGUCUUACUACAAAAAGCUUUGAAUUAUCCAGUGCCUCAGAAAAAAACUCUAAAGAGUCAAAAGAACUAGCCACUUGUACUGGAGCUUUUACUGUUGCUGCUCCAGAGAGUAGUAUGCAUUCAGAAGAGACACUGUACAUGAGUCUAUUACCAGAGGAAAGCCUUCAAAGUCCAGCGCAAAGCUCAGAACCAGAAACUGGUGAAGCUACACAUGUCAAUAUUGUCAUCCCUACAUCCAAUCCCAGUAAUCUCCCCAAAGAUCAAAACAGGAUAAACCAGCCUUUUAACAAAAGCAUUCAGACAGCACAGUGUCAGGCAGUGGUACCUCUCAUUAAUGUGAAUUCUGAGCCUUUACUUCAGGCAAAUGACAAUUAUCACCUCAACUCAGCCUCUCCCAAAAAGGAAGACACCGAGACUUGUGCCCAAGAGGAUGACCCCACAUCACCAAAAUAUUUUACUCCACCCUCAGACACUAAGUCAGUCACUAAGGCAACAAUUUCUGCCUCUCAAAUAUUGAAACCACUGUCUGCAGACCAUACUAUUGAUUCACAAGUGGUAGAGACCGAUUCUUCGUGCUCUGAACAUGUUAUAUCACCUCAAAUUCACAACUACCCUGUGUCCACUCUGCAGACUCAGGAACUUCUUGUGGCAAGUCCACAGACUAAAGAACCUCCAGAACUAUUAUCAUGUGUAUUAGAACCACUUAUCUCUUUACCAGAGGUUCAAAGCCUCACUGUAUCAGCACCACAUUUUUCAAAGUCACUAGAACCUUCCAUAUCCUCAACAGCAACAGAGACUCCUAGAAUCUCAGAACCUCUUUUAGAACCAUCAGUUAUAUCUCUGCAUGUUAUAGAGCCCUCUAAAGUAUUCUUUGAAGUUCUAGAAUCCUCUAAUGUACUUUCACAGGUUUUGAAACCCUCAGCAGUAUCAAUGUCACAUACAUUAGAAACGUCUGUGUCCUCAGUAAGUGAGUCGGUGGUUUCCAAGAUACCAGAUCCAUCAGCUUCAGAUGUUAACAAGCCCAUAAUCCCUUCCAAAGAGCUGCCUUGUAUUACAGUGAUGGCUGAGAGCAUGUAUGGUGACUUUGAGCAGGCUAUGGAUCACCUACGUUACCGGCUAAUAGCAACACGCAACCCUGAAGAGAUCAGGGGUGGAGGCCUGCUUAAAUACAGUAAUCUUCUUGUCCGGGACUUUAAACCUGCCUGUGAAACUGAAAUUAAGACACUUGAGCGCUACAUGUGUUCACGUUUUUUUAUUGACUUCCCUGAUGUGAACGAGCAGCAGCGCAAGAUUGAAUCAUAUCUGCGCAACCAUUUUAUUGGAGAAGAGAAAAGCAAAUAUGAUUACUUGAUGACACUUCGGAGAGUGGUCAAUGAGAGCACUGUGUGCUUGAUGGGGCAUGAGCGCCGUCAGACUCUCAAUAUGAUUACCAUUCUAGCACUCAAAGUCCUAGGUGAGCAGAAUAUCAUUCCUAAUGCCAAUAAUGUUACCUGCUACUACCAGCCUGCACCAUACAUGACAGAACACAACUUCAGUAACUAUUACAUUUCAAAUGGCCAGUCCCCACUUAUAUACCACCCAUACCCACUACACAUACACAUGCAGACUGGACUAGUUUAGGCUUAGGUAUGUAACAUAGUAAGACACACAGGGAAAUCCUUGAGUCAUGCAACCUAAAAUUUCCACCACAAACGAUCUACCCUUGAACUUGGGUCCCAACACUUAACUGAAAAAAAAAAAAAAAAACAGUUUGAGUACCUAAGUGUUGGACAAUUAAGAACUGAUGAUGGUAUUGACUAUCAGUGAGAAUUAUACAUAAAAACAUUGGAGCCAUUGCACUAGCAAUAUGAAGGUUAAAACAUGUCACAUGCAUUUCAUUGAAAAUGACAAUGACAAGAUAAAUGGUUUAAAAACAGGAAGACAGAAAAGACGGCAAUAUAUAGUGACUAUAAAAAAAAAAUUAGAAGAAAAAAAAAAUUGACUAGGCCUGCUCUUCUCUUAUCAGAGGUAGCUAAAAAGUCUUGUUUUAACACAGAAACAAACAAAAAACACUGUAAAAGACAAAUGCGUUUGAUAGAAAACUAUUUUCAGUAAUUUAAUGCUUUAUUGGCAUGAAAAAAAGUGCAAGAGAAAUAAUCAGCAUGCAGUCAAUUUAUUACAUCGUAAAGUACUUUUGUUGUCUGAAACAAUUAAACUAAUUGAUCCUGCUAAGACCAAUGUUUCAUUCUUUUUUUCUGAUUUCUGUUUAUAUUAAGUAUUUUAUAUGUUGUGAUAUUUCUUCGUACAUCUACUGGAUGUCUGCUUUUUCAUUUAUCAUAUAUGCUUAUUAGUAGAUUACGAAUGAUGUAUUCCAGGGGUGUCCGGUCCUGCUCCCGGGGGCCACUUUCCUGCAGCAUUUAGCUCCAGCACACCUGCUUGGAAGCUUCCAGUGAUCCUAAAGACUUUGAUUAAAGUUUCAGUUGUGCUUAAUUAGACUAGAGCUAAACUCUCCUGGAAGGUGGCCCUCCAGGAGUAAGAUUGAAAACUCCUAUGUAUUCAAUAUUUCACCAGGAUUGUAUGUCUUCAGAAUUUAAAAAAGUGCUCCAUUCCUCCACAUUACUCUGCAUUACUAUGACUAAAUGAGAAUUUUUCAGGAAAAAAAGUUUCUCUGACCAAUGUCUGCAUUUCAUCUUUUCUAAUGUUUGCAGUGCAGUGAUCUUCACAAUUUUUGUUUGUUUGUUUGACCAAAAUAUAAAAUAUGAUUUGGAAUUAACUGAAUUGAUGAAAAAAAAAAAAAAAAUGAAAAAAAAGCUUGCUGGUGUCUUUUGUGUAUCUAUGGCACACAAUGUUGAUUUUACAUGGGAGUAACAAGCAGUCUUCUUUAUUUUUCUUUCCUAUAUAAUGUAAAUGUAGCCUCAAAAGAAUCCAUGCGAGGACAUUAAAUGAUGUUAUGUAAUAUUUCUUUGUAUUUAACAGAACCAUCAGUGGUGCUUAAGACUUAAAUACAUUUCCACUCUUUUUUACAUCUUUGUGACAAAAAUGGAUAUAUUUUUCCAAGAAUUUAUGUGUAGUACUGUAUUAGAGCAUACAUGAAAGAUUGCACCAGCCAUACACACAGUAUACACAAAUACACAGAUAAACAGAAACAGAAACUAUAAAGUCAGGACCAAAAGUAUAAAAGUGUAUAUUGUGGAGCAUCAAUAUGACAUGAAAACUACUAAACUAUUGUCUUCAGUUGAGUGAUUAUUAUAGCAAAAUUUAUUAAAGAGAUUUGCCUAAGUAAUUCAUUUUUUCAGAAGCAAGAAAAAAUAUAAACAACUUGUAUGACAUGUUGGCUUUACUGACGUUGUAUAAAGAAAUGUUAUUUUUUAGGUUAAAUUGAAAAUAUAGUAAAAAGUGUUAGCAAACAUUUGACCUUGACCUUAUAAUGCAGAAGUUUAGUAGAUCUUACAGAGAUCUCAUCACUGGUAUAGCUAUUCACACUUGUGGAGUUACUUUUUCUUGUGCAGACCUACAGUUUUGUAAAGUAUUGGCUUAACUGUAUGACAAUUUUUAGUCUAGCAUUCUGUUUUACCUUUAUGUAAUUGUCUACCUAUGAAAUGCAGCCAAAACCAGUAGUAACACUGUGGUUAGAAAUAGAUUUAGAAAUUGUUUACCAAGAUGAUGUACACCCAUCAUGAAGUCCUUAAAACCGUUUAUAUGACCAAAAUUAUUUUUGCAGAAAAACAUUAGUGCCUAAAUGUGCGGGAGAAAGCUGUAAUGCAGGUGACACUCCUGUAAAUGCAGCCGUCACUUUUUUAAUAUUAUUAUUUUCAGGUGUACAUUUUCUUCUUUUUUCUCAUGCUAUUUGUGUUGAUGUCAAAUGUAGUUCUUUGCUGUGGGUAGUUUUUGUUCAUGUAAUAAAAAGAAUCCAAAAAUUAUAGAUUCACUUCAUCACAAA
This is a messenger RNA of Megalobrama amblycephala (Wuchang bream), 5821 nucleotides long. RefSeq lists its product as uncharacterized. Gene Ontology annotation, molecular function: poly(A) RNA polymerase activity; RNA binding. The transcript is spliced from 2 exons. The coding region runs from base 427 to 3522 and encodes 1031 amino acids. NCBI's taxonomy places the organism in Eukaryota, Metazoa, Chordata, Actinopteri, Cypriniformes, Xenocyprididae. Gene Ontology annotation, biological process: mRNA stabilization. The record is from RefSeq and is a predicted model, not a curated record.